Messenger RNA from Meira miltonrushii, 2520 nucleotides. RefSeq lists its product as uncharacterized. The record is from RefSeq and is a predicted model, not a curated record. Bases 111 to 2360 code for a protein of 749 amino acids. NCBI's taxonomy places the organism in Eukaryota, Fungi, Basidiomycota, Exobasidiomycetes, Exobasidiales, Brachybasidiaceae. The transcript has a single exon.
UGAAAAGCCAAAACACACAUAAGCAACACAAAUAACACUCGUUAUUACUACAACCAGUCUGAUAAGAUCCUCAAGAAAACACAUGAUGGAAAGGUAAACGCAUUGUCACAAUGACCACCACUCAGACACCUUUUCCGUCACUACCGGAGGAAUUGAUCAAAUUGAUAUUCGAACAUGCAUGCAUCAAAACCAGCGUAAUUCAUACCAACCCCAAUCAAAGUAGAGAUGGAGAUAUAAAAGCAAAAUCUCCUGUUGAUGUGGCGACAACACGCUCGAUCAUGCUCGUAUCUAGAGCCGCAUACAAUCUCGUAAUACCGCUAUUGUAUCGCUCGAUAACAAUCUCAAAGCCGUCUCAUUUAAUCAAAUUCUCGCAUACAUUGCUCACUAGGCCAUCAUUGGGACUAUAUGUUCGCAACUUAUGGGUAGGAGCCAUUACUGCGCCUACACUGAACUUUCUCCCGAUCGUCAUCUCUGAUGUAGAUCUAUCUAUAGCUGCAAGGGCGCAUAUCAGCCGCUUUGAGAAUGCAGCAAGCAAGAGGAGCGAGAAGCCUCAGAUAUUCUUUGAGACUACGACAGAUCUGGUGUACGUCGAGAAUGGUGUAGAAUACGCUGCAAUGAACGUUCCUUCUCAUCAAGAUCGCUUAGUGGAAGUCCGACAGGAGUAUAGCGGCAAUGUAACUCCCACAUCAAAUGUACCAGAUGACUCAAGGCAUGGUCACCAUACCUCACAAUCAUCCCAUGGAAGAGGGUAUGGCGUGGACCGGUCAAGCUUGGGCUAUGAUGCUGCAGGAGAUUGGAUAGGUCUUGACGAAUGGGUUUUGAGAUGUUUAGAGGUACAAUAUGCGAUUGAAUUCCAUUGGGAAUGGGUCGGAGUAACCACCCCUCCCCUUGGCUUGCCAUCGCCAGACAUGGUACAAGCAGAUCAAGAUGUCCUAAGACAGGAUCCUCUGGACUGGGGUGACUCCAAUGUGACGGUUGCACCACUUCCAAGCAGAGAGCGUGAAUUUUCAACUGAUACACUUUCCUCUUCUUCCACCUCUGACUUUUUACGAUCGAAUGCUUCCAUGCUGGGAUUCAAUCAUAUCAGACGAUUCUUCUUACUUCGUGCAAAAGGAUACUCACCACGUUCAGCAGCAAAUGCUCUCAUCGAUGAAUAUCUCGCAAGCACAACACCAUUCUAUGAGCCCAAAAAGAGAGCCAGUGAUGUUUGCAAUUUGCAUCUACUCACCGAUGAAGAUGAAAUGGAUCACUUCUUACACCCUGCACUCUUUGCACGUUCUGGAGCAAUACAUCUGGUAUUAGCAGGUGAACCUCCUGAAGGAUUCAAUGCUCCGCCAAAUGCAAUCCCUGCAACGACUGCCAACACCUUUGCUUUUCAUGACGAAGAUGGAUCAGAAGAUGACUCAAGUGAGGACGAGUCGAUGAAUGGACACAGGGACGACAGACAAAGGCGUCAGCGAAGAGAAACUUUAGACUUUGUUGAUCUGUUUGGCCACAUUCAAGGUUCUUCACGUACACUAUAUCCCAACAAUUCUUCAGAAAAUAGCGAAUCUAGCGAGACUGAAGAUAUUGAAUUUGCUCAAUAUGGACAAACAUUACGACCAGACGAUCAUAUCCAGGCUCAGCCUCGCCCGUAUUCCCUUCAGCCAGGCUCAACUCGCACAGUCCAAGCAAUCGAUCGCCGUCCUGCAUCUACAUUAGGAAGCUUGACAGCAAAUCUAAGAGCUGCAUUGGCAUUAUGUCCUCGGAUACGAGUUCUGGGUUUAAAUGGAUUCUUGGAACGUGCAAUAGGAGGGACACGAGACUGUGCUGGUUUGACCGAAUUGAGACAUUUGUCUUUAGGACCGCCUCCUCCCUAUUGGUCUUCAGCAUUAAAUUUACAUCAAAAGACAUUAAAGUCAUUACGAUCUUUGCAUAUAUCUGGAUGUAUGCUGUUUAAAAGCGAGGCACUUGCUAUCGGGGGUUUCACAUCCGCUUUGCCAAAACUUCGUGAGGUAGAUUGGACAUUAUGGCUUGGACAUCUUUUGGAUCAUCCAAUCGAUGUCGUUGAAGCUCUGUCAUGUCUGAUGGGAAAGGAAAAUGGAUCUGCAAAUGCUACCGGAAGAGUAUCAAAUCAAACAAGACGUUCUGAAGCGCAUUCGACUCGCAAACCUCUACGAAAAAUUCGAGCGACAUUGAAUGCUCAAGAUGUUGACUAUUUCCAAAAGAAUGCAUCUCUAGAAUUACGUGAAGAUCCAAGGCUACUGCUUCGACAAUGUGCUAGCAUUGAUGCAGAGCCAAAUCUGCUCUUUGUCCGUCAAUGGUGGGAAAGUAAGGCUGGCAUUAUUACAAAACAGAUUAACGCCACAGACGAUGUAUAGUACAUGCUCAAUCACAAUCACACUGUAUUUUACUCAUCACUCCAUGAUUUGUCUGACGUAAGGAAUUCCCCCUUUGAUCAUCGGCCUUUUUGAAACCGAAUUCGUAGCCGCCCAAAAAAGCGCCAACAGUUUCAAAUUGUAUACGGCUGAUAAUUGCGUC